Molecule: messenger RNA, 4651 nt
Organism: Procambarus clarkii (red swamp crayfish)
Lineage: Eukaryota; Metazoa; Arthropoda; Malacostraca; Decapoda; Cambaridae
Source: RefSeq, a predicted model, not a curated record
UCUCCCACGUGCUACUCCCGCGUGUUCCGAAACUAACGUGCAUAGUGACUCGCUCGGCUCUGCAAGAUGGCUUCCUUGAGCUACCUAAAGCUCGGUUUACUGUCACUAAUCGUGUGAAAUUGUUGUUUUUGAAACCCCGGUAGUUGUUGAAAUAGCGGAACAGGUAUCACCGACAAAUCUCAGGUCUAGUGGAAGUGUUUUUAAAGUGUUCGUGAAUUUAAAAACGUUUUUCUCUGAAGUGUUUUGAGACUUGUGGAGGGAGUGAUGUGCAAAGUCUCGGUGUAAAUGAACCCAAAUAUUGUUGUGUUUCCCAGUGAAGAAUAUUAUUUGUGCGUACCGUGUGAAGUGUUGAUAGUUUGAACACUCGUUAGACGAUAGUUGUAAUGUGACAGUAGCAAAGUGCGAGUCUAGGGUGAAGUGUAUAGGUGAGGUUGGAACGUGGUUACAUAAUCGUGCACAUGAUGCUGGAGCCUGGGUUGAGCGAUCACUCCUUCGCAUCCCUGCUGGCUGAGCCCGCCGCCACGAUGCCUGCAGGAGGCGGCACCGGGACCACCGCUAGGGCCGCCGCCAGGAAGAGUGGCGACUCGAGCCUCCCCAACGGCUGCGACGGGGGCGGCAGCAGAUUUGUGUUGGCGGGCGGGCGGGAGGUUGGUGGUGGUGGGCGUGAGGCAAGUGGUGGUGGUGGUGGUGGGUCGGAGCAGCAGCAGCAACAGCAGGUGAGCGGGGCAGCCCCCCCUCCUCCUCUUCCCCCACUACUGCUCACCACUACCAUCGGUGGGGGUAACAAGUGCGAGGUGUCCGCCCCUCCUUACUCCCUCCACCCUGGGCCCUACUCUCUCCCCUCCACCCCCAACAUUUUUUCUACCUCAGUUUAUACGCCGGGCGUCACCCCACACUCGCCGACUGAGCCCAGGGACGUCUUCCCUGCACCCUUCUCAGCCAUCACCUUCCCCUUCCAGUAUGGCUCGGACGACUUCAAUCAAGAUUCCCCGCGGUAUACGUCGCCCAAACCUGGUGGGCUCUAUGGCGAGUCCUACUUCAUGGAGAGUGGAGGUAGUGAUGUAUGGGGCGCAACUGGUGGUGGUGGCGGAGGUGGAGCGGCAGCGGCAGUGGCCGCAGGAGCCAUGGGAAGCUACCCAUACCCAGCACCGUCCAUGAUGGGCCCCUCACCCCAUCUCACGCCGUCACACUACAUGACGACACCUCUCCAUGAUCCAAUGGGUUAUGAUAACAUGGCUUCAGGUUUGCCACCCAUGUCAACUUUCCGAGGACCUGGCGCGAGUAGUACCACUGGUGGGGGAUCAGUGGCGACCUCCUCACCCCUUUACACACACUCUCCUGUGCCUAAUCACACCCAGGCCACAGCCACAGGCAAUACGGGUGACACACUCGGCAAGGCGUUAUCUUCAAUUUAUCCUGGAGAGCAGACGUCGAGCAGCUACAGCAGUAACCCCGGCACCCCAGUAUCUGCCACCUCCCCGCCCCCCCUCACCUCCGGGGCAACUAGUGGGGCCCCCCAACAGUGGCCACAGCCCCAUACACCCACCUCACCUCAUUAUGACCGUUCCCUCUCCAUGCCACCACAUAUGGCAGAGGAGAACUUAGAGUCAGCAAUCGACUAUCUUCGAGAUAUUGAGGGCUCGUCAAGGAUAGACGACAGAUUGGACGAUGCUGUCAUUGUCUUACAACGUCACGCAGAGACUACGGGAGGCUUAACUGGUGCUGGUCCACACUUGGGACCCUCGUCACAUGGGGGCUCUCUCCCACCUUACCCUUCUGCCCUGGAUUCACAUUUGGGUGGUCCACCAAAUUCCACCUUCACAACCUUGGGAUCCCACUCACAAGAUCUGAAAGGUCUUGGGGUUCCAGGCCUAGGUGACAGUGUUAAAGAGAAAUUGGAAGUAAAAUCAGAAGAAUUAUCAAGCUCACAUCUGUCAACAACCACAGUUGCGGGAAGUAUGCCAGCUGGAGCAAAGGGUGGCAAACGCUCUCGCAGUUUAUCCCAGUCCUGCUUGCCUGACCCUUCAAAGCAGCUUGGCCCACCUCUGCUCAGACUUCUGGCUUCGGCUCAGCAUUCUGGUUCCAGCACGGAGGAUGAAGAAUGUACAGACCCCGAAACUAAAGCGCUAAGGGAAAAAGAGCGUCGCCAAGCGAACAACGCCAGGGAAAGGAUCAGAAUCCGUGACAUAAACGACGCUCUCAAGGAACUGGGAAGGAUGUGCAUGACACAUCUGAAAACUGACAAGCCCCAGACUAAGUUGGGCAUUCUCAACAUGGCAGUUGAUGUUAUUAUGUCGCUCGAACAGCAAGUCAGAGAGCGUAAUCUGAAUCCCAAGGCAGCUUGUUUGAAGCGACGUGAAGAGGAGAAGUCUGAUAAACUACCACCACCACAUCUACCACACCCUUCCAGUAUGGCCCCACCCUUCCCAAAUCUGCCCGGUGAUCAUUUAAGCCAUGGUGGAGCUGGACCUCACUAGUUACCUGACCACCACUGGCAGCAGCUGUAGCCCUUCCCAACAAGGACUACAUUGGGGGGUUGUGGAGCCCCCCCUUUAAUGGGGCUGGUAUGUACAGCCGAGCCACUCACAAGGCCUGUGCGAGAGAGGCAGCAUGUGGCACAUCCGUGUGGCAGGGGAUCGUGACAUAGGGCAAUUAUAUGUGUUUAGUGUAUAUUUUUUAAGCAGCCAAGGGAAUGGCAAGGGAUGGGACAGUUUUGAACAUUUGUUUAGGACACCAGGGCCCCCUAACCCCCCCUGCCCAGUGCAGCUCAGUGUGUGGUCUCCUGCGUGCGAUCUUCCACAACAUAUCUCGCAGCCAAUCAUAUCACAAGGCAGCCUAAGCUUGGUCAUGAUGUGACAAUGGUCGUAGCUUCACUUAUCCUGAAAUGUGCAAAAUGAAGUUCUGCAAGUCUUUGUGUGUAUCUGAGCUCCCAAAGAAAUUUUGCAAGGUUGAGCAAUGACUCAAAAUUGUUGUAAGAAUUUGGAAAGUGUAUACAAAAGAGCGACAAGAUGCCUUGAAGUGUGGGGUGAAGCUGAAUAGUGCAGUGUGAUGAACUGAGUUGGCUUUCAUACUGGCCACGUACUCUGAGCUGGUGGUGAAGACCGAGCAAUGAACCUGACUUCACUAGGUUUAGCAUUGUAUACAUAAUUACUAUACAUUGUGUACAGAAUGACUCAUUAUUUUAUUAAACAAACAUUUUUAGCUAGGUGAUCUAUUCUGAGAAAAAGAGUAAUGUAAAGAAUGCACAAUGCUAUUAUGAACAGAUGGUUUACAUCAAGGAUUAUGAUUCAGAAGCUAAGAUUAUAAUGGUAGCUUCACUGUGUUGAGCAACUCCUCUUUUAAGUGCAUAAUUUUAGUGUAGUUGUUAGUGCUUCCCAUUUUCCUGUGUUCAUCUGCUGACUUUAUUGAUAAUUUUUAUUUUGUACUCAUUAUUUAGAACUGGAUCUCUGUGUCCACCUUUGUCAUGAGUGGAAGGAGGCCAAUCAGUCCACAGUGCCUCAACAUCAGUUUUCUAUCAUGGGGAAGUAAGUGAUACAUAUUUGACAAUUAUUGAUUUUUAACACACUAUUCAGCUAAGGAAACAGCAGCUUGAAAGAUGUUGUGUGUAGCUUUGCUGUUAGACAUAUCAUCUGAUAAUUGGAGAAAUUUCUGUAAUUGUGUUGCACCUAAAUUGCAGCCGAAUGUCAUCUACAAAUUUUGUUAUUACUUGGCAUUGUUAAAAAGUGUUACUUUGAUUGCAAAAUGGUGCAGAUUUCUUGUAAUAAUGUCAUUCUAAAACAUUCCAAUUGAAGUGUUAUGUAACUUUUGUUGAUAGUUACAACUGUGGUCUAUGGACCCAAUACCAAACCCACUCAUCUCUGGACUGCACUUUGACAUUUACAUUGUUAAAACAUGUGUACAUAGCAGGUACAUGGUGGUGUUUGCACAUAUGUUAUCUUAUUAAUAUCCAGUUCUAUUGGAUAAUUUAUUAUAAAUUAAAAAACACAACCAUGACCCUGAUUUCUAUACACAGUUCGCUGUAGGCCUACUGCAUCUGACUAUCAGGUUUACAAGGCACAGCUAUUGGAGAUCUGGAGCCUCCAGUGUGAUUUAAUUGCUUUAGACCUUCCACAAGAUUAUUUAGCUAAGAAUUGGUUAAAAAGAUUAUUGAAAUUAUUGACAUAAAAUGUUUAAUAUUUUAUUGUAGUGUGUUCUCAACUUUGUAGAUAUUAUGAUGGUUUGUUGAGAUGAUGUUUAAUGACAGGAGCAGCCAGCAUUAGAUUCAUGGACUUUUCCUUGUGCAUUUUUCAAGAUUCAUAUUUAAAUAUUUUAUCUGUCAGAAAUAUUCCAUCCAUCCUGGUACGCCUGAGACUCGCAGGGACAAUGCUGUUCCUCGUGUUAACGCUCACUCAAUAAACUCUGCCGGCUCACCACCCUACACCAAUGCUACCUUUACUCCCUCCCAGCUGAUAUUGAGGAUGGGGAGUGUUGAGUUCGGGCACCAGUCUGGCGUGCCUCAGAGCUUCCAGGCGCUGCGGCACUUGACCCAGUCGGAUGACGUGAUGUGUACAAAUAUUGUAAGACGAGUGCAGUGGGCGCUGUGUCAGCCUAUCCACGAGGGUACUCAACAUGGACUUCAUCUGUAGAAUAAUAAAUGUGCCAUUUUGCAUUA